AUGGCCGUUCAGUGGCUGAGCCUGGUGGCUGCCAUCUGGCUCCAGUCCAUCAACGGCACAAACUCCAACUUCCCGGCCUACUCCUCUCAUCUCAAGCGCUCCCUCCGACUCUCCCAGCUCCGCCUCAACAACCUCGCCUCCGCCUCCGAUGCCGGCAAGCUCUUCGGCUGGCUCUCCGGCGUCGCCGCCUCCCACCUCCCCCUCCCCGCACCGGCAGCGGGUGUCUCGACUGUGACGGCCAUCGGGGCCAUGACGGUCCCGAUGUGCAUGGCCUUUUUCCUGCUGGCGAUCAGCCGCAGUGACGUGGCGCUCUACUUGUCCACGGCAGUAAUAGGUGUCUGCACGGGCGCAAUAACCUCAGUGGCCGUGACCAUGACAACGGAGCUCUUCGGAGCUGUCAAUUUCGGAGUGAACCACAACAUCGUGGUGCUUAACAUCCCAAUCGGGUCGUUUGGGUUCGGGUACUUGGCGGCUUUGCUUUACAACGGGGCAAGGGCAAAAGGGGAAGAUAGCUGCGUGGGGCAAGCGUGCUACCGGACAACGUUUGUGAUUUGGGGUUGUUUGUGCGUGUUGGGGUCCUUGCUGGCAUUUGUUCUACGUUGGAGAAGUAAAAAGGCUGCGCGGUCUUAG
Messenger RNA from Striga hermonthica, 630 nucleotides. NCBI's taxonomy places the organism in Eukaryota, Viridiplantae, Streptophyta, Magnoliopsida, Lamiales, Orobanchaceae. The record is from the annotation of a GenBank genome assembly.